Molecule: messenger RNA, 1203 nt
Organism: Vanderwaltozyma polyspora DSM 70294
Lineage: Eukaryota; Fungi; Ascomycota; Saccharomycetes; Saccharomycetales; Saccharomycetaceae
Gene: SNF6
Product: Snf6p
Exons: 1
Coding region: 1-1203 (400 amino acids)
Source: RefSeq, a predicted model, not a curated record
AUGGCAGUGACAAAGAAGAAACGUUCCCAAUAUUCUAAAAAACAACAUCAGCAACAUUUGCAGGAAGCCAAAUACAACUUCUUAAAUCAAAGAUUAUUGCCUGAAAAUAUUUCAACUAUUAUUCAUGAUGAAAGUGAUACAAUCUCGUAUCGUUCUUACCUUUUAAAAAACUUUAAUUCAAUGUCAAGGAAUAUAUCAGUAUUGUUGUUGAAUAAUAAUAAAGAAAUAAUUAAGCCAAAUUUAAAAUUUAACACUUCUUUGAUUAAUAAAGAUUAUUUGGCAAAACAAAAACUUGAAUUAGAAAAAAUUAAUGAAAAAUUAAAUGAUGAGGGAAAUGAUAUCAAUAUGGUUAAUGAAUCAUUAAAAGACUUCUACAAUAAACAAUUAUACAAACUAAAUGAAAUUAAUCUAUUACCAAGUGAUAGCAAUGAUGAUAAUAUCAAUUCAGUGUUAAAUUCAUAUUUGGAAAAAUUUAAUUUUAAAUCACAAGAUAAUAAUAUUAAAUUCUAUCCAAAGGAAAAAUUUAAUCACUUCAAAAACGAUACAAAUGAGGCACCUGCAGACUAUUGGACAAAUCUCUAUAAAUCGAAAAAAGAGGAACAGAAGAAAAAAGAUUUGGAAGCUUUACGCUUACAAGAAGAACAGAAACGCAGAGAAGAUGAAUUGAAAAGAAUCCAAAAAGAAGAAUUGGAACAAAAACAAAGAGAAGAAGAAGCACAGAAAAAAUUACAUCAACAACAACAGGAAGUACAGAAACAAACUUUACUUGAAGAACAACAAAAACAACAACAAAUGCAACAACAAAAACAACAACAAAUGCAAGAUGAUCAAAGACAACAAGAAAAUCAAAAUCAAAAUCAUUCAACAUCUAUAUCACCUUUGGUACCUACCAAUGUCCCUCAACAACCUUCAAUGCCAUCACAAAUUAUGGCUCAAGCUCAAUUGCCGGAUCAAGAUUCUAUUGCUGGACAACAGAAAGUAGGUAUACAAAUUGAAAGUAAAGAUAUUCAACAGCAAGAUUCACAACUUGAUCAAAAUUCAAUACAAUUGAAUGAUGAUAAUUUGUUAACUGUUGAUAAAAAUGAGGAUAACUCACAAUCACAAAAUGAUAAUUUGGAUCCAAUGUUUGCAGACUUUGGUAAUGAACCUUUUACUACAGAAUUUGAUGAAGAAUUUGGUGAUCUGGAUGCAGCCUUUUUCUAA